AUGACGAAGGUGUACGGAACAGGGGCAUACGAUUUCAAGCGCCACCAUGUCGCCGAGUACCCGGUCGAGCAACUCCACCAGCCCGGCGACAAGCCGGUUGAGGCCAAACCCGGUUCGGCGCUCCCGAGCUCUAUAACCUUGUCGGAGAUUCAGCGGGACCGCCUUACGAUGAUUGCCGCUGCUAACUGGUCCAAAACUGGCGACACCUCACAGCCCAAGCAACCCUUCGAACCAGAGCUGGUGAAGGAGAUCUAUCAAACGGAGUUGUCAGUUAAAGAGGGUCAGAGAAAGACCGUACCGUUACAGAGGGUGAUGAUUUUGGAGGUCAGUCAGUACUUGGAGAACUAUCUGUGGCCCAAUUUUGACCCGGAAACUGCCACGUUCGAGCACGUUAUGUCGAUGAUUCUCAUGGUCAAUGAGAAGUUUCGAGAGAAUGUGGCAGCUUGGGUGUGCUUUUAUGACCGGAAAGAUGUGUUUAAGGGAUUCCUUGAGAGGGUUCUUCGGCUUAAAUCGGGAAGAGAAUUAAGUAUAGCAGAGAAGACAAAUUAUCUAGUUUUCAUGAUUAAUGCCUUUCAGAGUUUGGAAGAUGAAAUUGUCAGUAACACUGUCCUUACGUUAGCAAGUUUGGAAUCGUGGCACAGUUUGUCAUAUGGUCGUUUUCAGAUGGAGCUUUGUUUUAAUCCUGAUUUGAUCAAGAAAUGGAAAAAGAUGAUAAGAAAGGAAGCCAAGGAGGCUGCAAAACGAGGAGAGCCUUUUGACCCCUCAACUACACUCGAAGUUCAGUUCUUGAGAAACCUAAUUGAAGAGUUCCUGGAGAUACUUGAUUCCAAGGUUGUGCCCCCAGAUCGUAGUAUCAAUGAAGAUGAUCAACUUGAUGCUAAUAGACUGGAGCAUGUUGAUGAUGCUUGUGUUUUGUAUUGUGAAAGGUUUAUGGAGUUUCUUAUUGACCUCUUGAGCCAACUACCAACAAGGAGGUAUUUGAGGCCUCUUGUUGCUGAUGUUGCUGUUGUUGCCAAAUGCCACUUGAGUGCUCUGUAUAGACACGAGAAGGGGAAGCUCUUUGCACAAUUGGUCGACUUGCUCCAGUUUUAUGAAGGGUUUGAGAUUAAUGAUCAUGAUGGGACACAAUUGACAGAUGAUGAGGUGCUUCAAUCUCAUUACGAUCGCGUCCAAUCUUUCCAGCUACUUGCCUUUAAAAAGGUUCCUAAGUUGCGAGAGCUUGCAUUGGCUAACAUUGGUUCAAUUGACAAGCGCAAUGAUCUCUCAAAGAAAUUGUCUGUACUUCCUCCUGAAGAAUUGAAGGAUUUGGUUUGUUCAAAGUUGAUGAAACCAUGGGCAACGGAUCAGAAGUUAGAGAAGAGAAAAGGUGAGGGUGAAAGCGAUAUGCCGGAUGGUGACUCCAGGGAGAAGGAGAGGUAG
This is a messenger RNA of Prunus armeniaca (apricot), 1419 nucleotides long. Lineage: Eukaryota; Viridiplantae; Streptophyta; Magnoliopsida; Rosales; Rosaceae. The record is from the annotation of a GenBank genome assembly.